Anastrepha obliqua is the source of this 673-nucleotide messenger RNA. It is a transcript of the gene Trs33, whose product is annotated as trafficking protein particle complex subunit 6b. Gene Ontology annotation, biological process: regulation of GTPase activity; endoplasmic reticulum to Golgi vesicle-mediated transport. Lineage: Eukaryota; Metazoa; Arthropoda; Insecta; Diptera; Tephritidae. Bases 105 to 566 code for a protein of 153 amino acids. The transcript is spliced from 3 exons. The record is from RefSeq and is a predicted model, not a curated record. Gene Ontology annotation, cellular component: cis-Golgi network; TRAPP complex; trans-Golgi network.
UCAGCUGUUUGAAGCUGUUUAUGUUUUGUAGGAAGUAAUUUCUUUAGAUCACUUUCUGUGCCAGAGAGUCAUUUGUUUAUUAAUUAAAAUAAACCACUCGCAAAAUGUCGGAGGAUAUAUUAUUUGAUUUCUUGCACGCUGAAAUCGUAAAUUACUGUCUAAAUAACAACAACAAAGAGAAUGAUUUUUCCGCCUUGGAGUAUAUUGGAUUCAACACUGGAUAUCGCCUAAUUGAGCGUUUAACACGUGAUGUGCAUCGAUUUAAAGAUGAAUUGGAGACAAUGAAAUUUAUAUGCACUGACUUUUGGACACUUAUCUACAAGAAACAGGUUGAUAACUUGCGUACCAAUAACCAUGGCAUGUAUGUGGUACAAGAUAAAGCAUUCCGAUUUCUUACACGAAUAUCGACAGGCUCAAAACAAUUAGAACAUGCGCCCAAGUUCGUAUUUUUCACUUGUGGUCUGGUGCGAGGAGCAUUAACGAAUUUAGGUAUAAACAGUACUGUGACUGCCGAAGUCCAAGCAAUUCCAGCAUGUAAAUUCCAUAUAGAGAUAAAUAGAAACUAAAGCCUUACACAUUUAUACGCUAUGCAUUUUAAUUACAAUUUAAUGAGCUACAAAAUUAUAUAUUCGCAUAAAAGGCUAUGACAUCUUUUUCGCCAAUGCGUAUUGUA